Molecule: messenger RNA, 930 nt
Organism: Alligator mississippiensis (American alligator)
Lineage: Eukaryota; Metazoa; Chordata; Crocodylia; Alligatoridae
Product: olfactory receptor 10A4-like
Exons: 1
Coding region: 1-930 (309 amino acids)
Biological process (GO): G protein-coupled receptor signaling pathway
Cellular component (GO): membrane
Molecular function (GO): olfactory receptor activity; G protein-coupled receptor activity
Source: RefSeq, a predicted model, not a curated record
AUGACCGGAAAUCACACAUCAGUGAGCUACUUUGUCUUCCUGGGGUUUGCCGACUACCCUGAGCUGAACUCAGUGCUCUCGGUAGCAUUUUUGUUAGCUUAUCUCAUCACUCUAGCUGGGAACCUUCUCAUUAUAAUCAUCACUCUGGCUGACUCUGCUCUUCACACCCCCAUGUAUUUCUUUCUCAGGAAUUUGUCCUUCCUGGAGAUUUGCUACACCUCAGUCACAAUCCCCAAGAUGCUCACCAGCCUCUUCUUGGACAACAAAACCAUCUCUUUCAUUGGCUGUGCAACACAGAUGUAUUUCCUUCUCUUCCUUGGAGGAACAGAAUGUUACCUGCUGGCCAUGAUGGCCUAUGACCGAUAUGUUGCCAUAUGUCAUCCACUGCAUUACCCGGUCCUUAUGAGCAGCCGUGUCUCUAUGGAGCUUGCAGCUGCUUCCUGGAUCACUAAUUUUCUGGUGUUAAUGGGUCAUAUUGCAGCCAUAUUCACUCUGCCCUUUUGCAGCUCUCAUGAAAUCAACCAUUUCUUCUGUGAUGUUCCCCCAGUAAUGGAACUAGCAUGUGGGGAUACCCAUGGGACUGAGAUUGCUAUUCUCCUGGUUGCCCUUUUUUUUGUCCUAGUCCCAUUUGUGCUCAUCCUUGUAUCUUAUGCUCAUAUUAUCUCCACCAUCCUGAAGAUGCCAUCUGCUGAAGGCAGAUACAAAGCUUUCUCCACCUGCUCCUCCCACCUCUUGGCAGUGAUCAUUUUCUAUGGGACAGCCUGUGCAGCUUACCUGAAGCCAAAAUCCAGCCACUCAGCAAAUGGUGACAAAAUCAUCGCCCUGUUCUAUUCUGUUGUGACACCAAUGCUUAACCCUAUCAUUUACAGCCUGAGGAACAAGGAUGUGAAAGAGGCUCUCAGGAGGCUAAGUAAAAAAAUGUGCUUCUGA